Molecule: messenger RNA, 999 nt
Organism: Penicillium alfredii
Lineage: Eukaryota; Fungi; Ascomycota; Eurotiomycetes; Eurotiales; Aspergillaceae
Exons: 3
Coding region: 1-999 (332 amino acids)
Source: RefSeq, a predicted model, not a curated record
AUGACUCAAUCUACUUCCCAUCGUCGUUCCCCUUCCUCCUCCCAUACCAAGUCUAAGCCGGUCCGUCCUGGAUUACAUCGACGAGGUACUUCAGGGUUGAGCUUGUCCAUCUCUAAACUGGGUGCUGGACACGCCCGGGGUCCGUCCAAGACCGACGACAGUGAUUUGGAUAUGGCCAGUUUCUUGAAUUUCUGUGCCAUGUGCGAGAGACAGAUUACCGUGCCCAACAAUUCCCUGCUGUACUGUAGCGAAAGCUGCCGUCGCAAAGACUCGUGUAAACCACUGUCGGCGUCGUGGCCCUCAAUGUCUUCCUCAUCCUCCGUCUCUUCCUCAUACUCCACUACUCCUCCCACUUCUCCUCCCCUAUCCCCUCGCACCAUCGUGGCCCCGAUGACUCCCACCCGGGCGCAGCCCACCCCCAUCCCGGCUAUUCGGAUACCCAGCGACGCGCAUGACGCUAAGACAGAUCUGGACCCGACCGAGUGGAAGCCCGUAUUACUCGGCCGCUCCUCGACCUCGUCGUCCCUGGCCUCCUCCGACGCCUGGCACUACCUGUCGCAGUUCCACGGCAACGACGAAUCCCUGCUGCACCACCACCGCCGCCCCAGCUCCAUGCCCCGCAGUUUGCCGGCCCUGGACGGUGGUUUAUCUGCUGCUGUUGCCAUGCCGUCUCUGACGCAUACCCCGUCGACCGCGGCCUCGUCCUUCAGCAGCACUGCCUCCGACUACCUCGGCAGCAUGUAUGAGUCCGGCAUGCGGCCCCUGCCGCCGCGCCACAACCCGUGCUUCGCUGGCAGUGCCAGCCUGUCCAAGGGUGUCGAGCUCGUCGUGCCCCAAGUCGCCUCGCCGUCCGAGGACGUCCCCGUACAUGUCUCGGACAGCGGCUCCAUCUUCCCGGCCAGCAGCGCUGUCUGGGAAGAGAGCCCCUGCGGCAAGACCGCCAUGGCUCCGAUCAACAUGGCUCCGGUUCUGCGCAGCAGUCUCGGCAAGCAUGCGUGA